Molecule: messenger RNA, 2323 nt
Organism: Clupea harengus (Atlantic herring)
Lineage: Eukaryota; Metazoa; Chordata; Actinopteri; Clupeiformes; Clupeidae
Gene: loxl5a
Product: lysyl oxidase-like 5a
Biological process (GO): peptidyl-lysine oxidation; collagen fibril organization
Molecular function (GO): copper ion binding; protein-lysine 6-oxidase activity
Source: RefSeq, a predicted model, not a curated record
AGAAAUCCUACUUCUAUCUGUGCAUGCGUAGACAAACUUUGGAACAAGUAGGGUUCUUACACCUCCGUUUUGCCGUCUCCUUUAUAACGCACCACCCUCUUCAAUAGCCAGAAUGGAACUUUAAAUAUUCCAGCUUAAGUUUAACAGCUUUUCACUACAAGAGGAAAUAUCACAGUGGUACAGUCUGCUCUCAAUUUGCCAUGAUUAAGUUAAUAGUUCUGCUUUUUAUACUGUUCCAUACGUGGGUUGAUUUAAGCACCGGACAGCGCCAUUUACGCGCGCGCGCUGGACCAUGGCGGCACAAAGUGCAAUGGGAGAGUAACGGCCAUGUCCACAGUUUAUCGAGCACCGGAUCACAAUUUCACCCACCUGUACAGUCAAGGAGAGGUGGUCAAUUCUAUUUAACUACACUUAGAGCUCUGGGAUUUCCAAGGAGGUCCCCCGCUUCCAGGGCAUCGGUUACAGAAUCGGGGUCCAGGCGACCUCAUCCCAGUGUGGUGGACUCUUCUUUGCCACACUCUUCACGGGAAUCAGAGGCUGUUUUAAGUUCGGAUGCUACAGUUAGAGUUCCCUACACGAUGACAAACAGCCUCAUCUCCAGUGACAGGAAUCAGAGGUAUUUGGCUUCUUUCCGCAGAGAUGCUGGGAUUGUAAAUCCAACCAACCCUAGCACGAAUGAUGCACUAUAUGGCACAAGUGUGCAAACUUUACCGCAGGAGUAUUCUGGGAACGGUGGGUCGCGGGGACAUCGAAGUCACGGCGAAGAGGAAUCUGUGUCAGCAGCACCGCAUGUCCAAAUAUCACCACAGGAUAACGCUGAAAUAACAGCGGACGAACACUUAGACAUUGAGACACAGUUGAACGAAACACAAGUUGGUCGAAACACGUCACUAAACGGACCUGAGACUGAAGGCAACACUGAAGAGGUCAGACAGUAUUUACCUCCAGGAGGAAGAGGUACAGAGGUGCCUCAAGAGGUUCCUCAAGAAGUGCCUCAAGAAGUAUUUCCUCCUGCUGCUUCUUAUAACACAACAGAGGAAGAUGCCCAGCUGAGAAAUCCAGAAAAUAUGACCAAUGAUGGUUCCCGCAACAAGAAUCACAGAAAUUCAAUUUUUCACAAUAUGUAUCCCUCAAGUGGGAGAUUGAGACCACCAGGCCAUCCUCCACCUGCCUCUGGUUAUGGCACCAGGUACUUCCAUAAUGGUCUUCCAGACCUCAUACCUGACCCUUAUUACAUUCAAGCAGCAUCUUAUAUCCAGCGUGUGCAGAUGUAUGCACUGAGAUGUGCAGCUGAGGAGAACUGUCUCUCUCGGUCUGCCUAUAGUCAGAGCAUCAGAGACCUCGACUACAGAGUGCUACUUCGAUUCCCCCAGAGAGUCAAGAAUCAAGGAACUGCUGACUUCUUGCCUGUGAAACCAAGACACCAGUGGGAGUGGCAUAGUUGCCAUCAGCACUACCACAGCAUGGAGGCAUUCAGUAAUUACGACCUGUUGGAAAUCUCCACUGAGAGAAAGGUAGCUGAGGGACACAAGGCUAGUUUCUGUCUGGAGGACACUAACUGUGAUCCCGGUGUAAGGCGACGCUACGCUUGCACGGCUCACACACAGGGAUUGGGCCCUGGUUGCUAUGAUUUGUACAAUGCCAACAUUGAUUGCCAGUGGAUUGACAUCACUGAUGUGCCUCCAGGAAAUUACAUUCUGAAGGUCACAGUGAACCCCACAUUCCAGGUGGAGGAGUCUGAUUUCUCCAACAAUGUUGUCAGGUGUGAUGUUAGAUACACAGGCCCUUAUGUGCAAGUGCGCAACUGCAGAAUAACUGGAAACUAACUGCUUCAGUCGAGGAAGAGGAUUCAGUAGAAGAAAUUCUAAGGAUUUCUAUUUAUUUGAGUAAAGUAAAAGAUAACAGUAUUACGUUUUAUUUGUGUAAUGUUGAUGCAAUGUUGUGCAGUUCAGUCAGUAGUGACCGUUAAUAUGAUAUUAUAUAAUCUGAAACAUGGCUAAGCCCUUAACUAUGAUGCAUAACAAGUAUGGCCAAAAUUGUGUGAUAAAUAUUGUGCCUGUAUCAAUCUCAAUAUUAAACAAUAAUUUAAAGUAUUUUGGUAAUCUUUUCUAUCAGCUAUAUGCUACUAUACAUUCCACAAAUAAUGCUUUAGUGUCAGAAUUUUAAGAAUAGCUUGAUACGUGUUCCUAUAUACGAGCUGCAUAAUUUGAAUAUUGCACGCAACAUAUUUGUGAAAGCUUGAAUUGCUGUAAAUUUGCACUUUUCCAUGAAGUGUAAGCUCUUUGUAUCUUUGAUUAAAGUUUUCAUAUAAAGAUAAGCAUCA